Carlito syrichta (Philippine tarsier) is the source of this 3054-nucleotide messenger RNA. RefSeq names its product lamin B1 (gene LMNB1). The record is from RefSeq and is a predicted model, not a curated record. The coding region runs from base 1 to 2283 and encodes 760 amino acids. The transcript has 14 exons. Lineage: Eukaryota; Metazoa; Chordata; Mammalia; Primates; Tarsiidae.
AUGACCUCCAUUCCCACCUUCCCUAUUCACCCAAUCUCGUCUAGUGACUUUUUGUUUUUCCGGAUGAAAAAAGUCCUCAAAGGGAAAUAUUUUGCCCAUGUGAAAGAGGUGAUACCAAGCAUGGCAGAAGCACUAAAAGGCAUCAAAAUGGACAAAAUGGACAAAAACUAUUCUGAGCUGUGGGAAAAGUGUCUUGAUAGGUGUAUUGUAGCAAACGGAGAGUACUUUGAAACGGCCAGUGACAUCUUGGGGGCCUCUUUUGAAAGCAAAAAGUUAUCCCAGCUGAAAUGUUCGCCAGUUCAGAUUUUGAUGCACCUGCUUUUAACGAAGUAUGACAGCGGCGUGCGCCCCUACGUGCAGCCAUCUGUUAAUCGUAUCAUCUGUGAGCCGUUUUUUGAUUGUACGGACCCUUACAUGGUUAGGAAACAAACGGAUCAGGAACCGCCCAUCGGCAUCGGCCCGGCCCCCGAGCCGCAGAAGCGCGCCGCCCGCCCCCUAUUGGCCGGCGGGGGUCACGUGACGACACUGGACCGCGCCGGCCAUGUUGGGGAGCGCGGCGCCGCGGCCCGCGCCACCUCCGCCCCCCGCGGCUCGCCUCCAGCCCGCCCCUCGCGGCCUCCUCCCCCCACCCGCCGCGCAGAACCGCCCGACAGGAAGCAAAGUGCUGCUGGCAGGACACUCGGCGGCGGCGGCGACGCGCUGCAGCUGCAGGUGACGGAGCGCGAGGAGGUGCGCGGCCGCGAGCUCACCGGCCUCAAGGCGCUCUACGAGACCGAGCUGGCCGACGCGCGCCGCGCGCUCGACGACACGGCCCGCGAGCGCGCCAAGCUGCAGAUCGAGCUGGGCAAGUGCAAGGCCGAGCACGACCAGCUGCUCCUCAAUUAUGCUAAGAAAGAAUCUGAUCUUAAUGGAGCCCAGAUCAAACUUCGAGAAUAUGAAGCAGCACUGAAUUCUAAAGACGCAGCUCUUGCUACUGCACUUGGUGACAAAAAAAGUUUAGAGGGAGAUUUGGAGGAUCUGAAGGAUCAGAUUGCCCAGUUGGAAGCUUCCCUAGCUGCUGCCAAAAAACAGUUAGCAGAUGAAACUUUACUUAAAGUGGAUUUGGAGAAUCGCUGUCAGAGUCUUACUGAGGACUUAGAGUUUCGGAAAAACAUGUAUGAAGAGGAGAUUAAUGAGACCAGAAGGAAGCAUGAAACGCGCUUGGUAGAGGUGGAUUCUGGGCGUCAGAUUGAGUAUGAGUACAAGCUGGCGCAAGCCCUUCAUGAGAUGAGAGAGCAACAUGAUGCCCAAGUGAAGCUGUACAAGGAAGAGCUGGAGCAGACUUACCAUGCCAAACUUGAGAAUGCCAGACUGUCCUCAGAGAUGAAUACUUCUACUGUCAACAGUGCCAGGGAAGAGCUGAUGGAAAGUCGUAUGAGAAUUGAGAGCCUUUCAUCUCAGCUUUCUAAUCUACAGAAAGAGUCUAGAGCACAUUUGGAAAGGAUUCAAGAGUUAGAGGACUUGCUUGCUAAAGAAAGAGACAACUGUCGUCGCAUGCUGUCUGACAAAGAGAGAGAGAUGGCGGAAAUAAGGGACCAGAUGCAGCAACAGCUGAAUGAUUAUGAGCAACUUCUUGAUGUAAAGUUAGCCCUGGACAUGGAAAUCAGUGCUUAUAGGAAACUCUUAGAAGGUGAAGAAGAGAGAUUGAAGCUGUCUCCAAGUCCCUCUUCCCGUGUGACUGUCUCCCGAGCAUCCUCAAGUCGCAGUGUGCGUACAACUAGAGGAAAGCGGAAGAGGGUUGAUGUGGAAGAAUCAGAAGCGAGUAGCAGUGUUAGCAUCUCUCAUUCUGCCUCAGCCACUGGAAAUAUUUGCAUUGAAGAGAUAGAUGUUGAUGGAAAAUUUAUCCGCUUGAAGAACACUUCUGAACAGGAUCAACCAAUGGGAGGCUGGGAGAUGAUCAGAAAAAUUGGAGAAACAUCAGUCAGUUACAAAUAUACCUCAAGAUAUGUGCUGAAGGCAGGCCAGACUGUUACAAUUUGGGCUGCAAAUGCUGGUGUCACAGCCAGUCCUCCCACUGACCUCAUCUGGAAGAACCAGAACUCGUGGGGUACUGGCGAAGAUGUGAAGGUUAUAUUGAAAAAUUCUCAGGGAGAGGAGGUUGCUCAGAGAAGUACAGUCUUUAAAACAACCAUACCUGAAGAGGAAGAGGAGGAGGAAGAAGUAGCUGGAGUGGUUGUUGAGGAGGAACUUUCCCACCAGCAGGGAACCCCAAGAGAAUCCAAUAGAAGCUGUGCAAUUAUGUAACUUCUCAAGUCAACUGUCUUCCUCAAAAUAAAGAAGUAUGGUAAUCCUUACCUAUAUACAGUGCAGAGCCUUCUCAGAAGCACAGAAUAUUUUUAUAUUUCCUUUAUGUGAAUUUUUAAGCUGCGAAUCUGAUGGCCUUAAUUUCCUUUUUGACACUGAAAGUUUUGUAAAAGAAAUCAUAUCCAUACACUUUGUUGCAAGAUGUGAAUUAUUGACACUGAACUAAUAACUGUGUACUGUCUGGAAAGGGUUCCUCAAACUUUUUGACAUUUUUAAAAAAUGUGUGUGUUUUUUCUUUUUUUUUAAGUUCCUGUGAGAAGGGGAGAGGAGGGUCAGGUCAGUAAACCACUGUGUGUCUCGGUGUAAUUUGAAGAUCGCUCCAUCUAGAUUAGUAAUCUGCUCUUGAUUAUUCUCUGCUAUAUAACGGUGCUGUGAGGGAGGGGGAAAGCAUUUUUCAAUAUAUUGAACUUUUGUACUGAAUUUUUUUGUAAUAAGCAAUCAAGGUUACAAUUUUUUUAAAAUAGAAAAGACAAUUUUGUAAGAAGGCAAUAUUAACCCAAUCAUCAUGUAAGCACUCUGGAUGAAGGAUUCCACAAAACUUUGUUUUAUGGUUACUUCUUCUCUUUGAUUCUUAAUUCGUGAGGGGAAUGGGGGGAGGAGGGAGGAGGAAAGGGCUUCUCUAUUACAAUGCAUUAGCUGUGUUUUUUAAGAUAGUGUAACUUGCUUAAAUUUCUUAUGUGACAUUAACAAAUAAAAAGCUGUUUUAAUAUU